GCCCCAGCCCCGGAGCCGACGAUGGGCGCCGCCGCGUGGGCAUCGCCGCCCCUGCCACCGCGUGUGUCUCUCCCGCUGCUGCUGCUGUUGCUGCUGCUGCUGCUGCUGCCGCCGCCGCUCCCGGGGCUGCCCGCGGGCUCCUGGGACCCGGCCGGCUACCUGCUCUACUGCCCAUGCAUGGGGCGCUUCGGGAACCAGGCUGAUCACUUCUUGGGCUCCCUGGCAUUUGCAAAGCUGCUGAAUCGUACCCUGGCUGUGCCUCCUUGGAUUGAGUAUCAGCACCACAAGCCUCCAUUCACCAAUCUGCAUGUGCCCUACCAGAAGUACUUCAAGCUGGAGCCUCUCCAGGCCUACCACCGGGUCAUCAGCCUGGAAGACUUCAUGGAGAAGCUGGCCCCCACCCACUGGCCGCCCGAGAGGCGGGUGGCAUACUGCUUUGAGGUGGCAGCCCAGAGAAGCCCGGAUAAGAAAACAUGCCCCAUGAAGGAAGGAAACCCCUUUGGGCCGUUCUGGGAUCAGUUUCAAGUGAGCUUCAACCAGUCAGAGCUUUUUUCAGGCAUUUCCUUCAGCGCAUCCUACAAGGACCAAUGGAUCCAGAGAUUUCCUCCGAAGGAGCAUCCCGUGCUGGCCCUGCCCGGAGCCCCGGCCCAGUUCCCGGUGCUAGAAGAGCAUAGAGUCCUCCAGAAGUACAUGGUCUGGUCAGAUGAGAUGGUCAAGAUGGGGGAGGCCCACAUCCGUGCCCACCUCACGCGGCCCUACGUGGGCAUUCACCUGCGCAUUGGCUCUGACUGGAAGAACGCGUGUGCCAUGCUGAAGGACGGCAGCGCAGGCUCCCACUUCAUGGCGUCGCCCCAGUGCGUGGGCUACCACCGCAGCACGGCCGCCCCGCUCACCCCGACCAUGUGCCUCCCGGACCUGAAGGAGAUCAGGCGGGCGCUGCAGCUCUGGGUGGAGGCCGUCGGCGCCCAGUCGGUCUACGUCGCCACGGACUCCGAGAGCUACGUGCCCGAGAUCCAGCAACUCUUCAAGGGGAAGGUGAAGGUGGUGGCCCUGAAGCCUGAGGUGGCUCAAAUCGACCUGUACAUCCUCGGCCGAGCUGACCACUUUAUCGGCAACUGCGUCUCCUCCUUCACUGCCUUCGUGAAGCGGGAGCGGGACCUCCAGGGCAGGCCGUCCUCUUUCUUCGGCAUGGACAGCCCCCCGCAGCUGCGGGAUGAGUUCUGACCAGGUCUGACCUGGCCCCUCUGGCCAGGCCUCCCGGGACUGAUCCACAAGGGAGCACACGCCCCCCCACUGCCUGUCAGCCCUGGAGAAAAGUCACCAGGGACUUCCUGGAGGAGGAAGACCAGCCGUCUCCCAGGACACAGAUGUCCACACUCAGGCAGCCCACGCACACGUCUCC
Sorex fumeus (smoky shrew) is the source of this 1402-nucleotide messenger RNA. RefSeq names its product protein O-fucosyltransferase 1 (gene POFUT1). Gene Ontology annotation, molecular function: peptide-O-fucosyltransferase activity. Gene Ontology annotation, biological process: protein O-linked glycosylation via fucose; regulation of Notch signaling pathway; Notch signaling pathway. NCBI's taxonomy places the organism in Eukaryota, Metazoa, Chordata, Mammalia, Eulipotyphla, Soricidae. The record is from RefSeq and is a predicted model, not a curated record. Gene Ontology annotation, cellular component: endoplasmic reticulum. Bases 22 to 1224 code for a protein of 400 amino acids. The transcript has 7 exons.